GGCAGCGCCACCUCAGGACGCAGGCAAGCCAGCUAGCGACUGGCUGCGACGGCGGCGGAGGUGCUGGUGGCAGUUCGCGGCGAGGGCGACUGCUCCGAGGCCGAGUGGCGAUCGGGCGGAGACCUCGGUUCCUUCCCCUGCAUGAUUCUCUUGUGAAAUUGCUCGGAGGGAAUCUGAAGUCAAUAUACUGGAAAAGAACCAGAGAGCAAACAAAUUGGGUUUUGAAUUCCUUCUCUGCCGCAUAAUAGCUGAAUGAAUAGGCGGACCUGAUAUGUUGCUUGUACCAGGCACGAAAUAAAUGCAGAUACCAUGUCCAUAUUUUGUGGAUGAAAAAAAUUUGAGGUUCAGAGAAUUUGCAUUAUGUACCCAAGUGAUCAGCUCUUGUACCUCUUCCACAUUUGAAGAUGGUGAAGUUAGAUAUUCAUACUCUGGCCCAUCACCUCAAGCAGGAACGCUUGUAUGUAAACUCUGAGAAACAGCUCAUUCAGAGGCUCAAUGCAGAUGUGCUUAAGACCGCUGAGAAGUUGUAUCGUACAGCAUGGAUUGCUAAACAACAGAGAAUUAAUUUGGAUCGGCUUAUCAUAACCAGUGCUGAAGCUUCCCCUGCUGAAUGUUGCCAACAUGCCAAGAUUUUGGAAGAUACACAGUUUGUUGAUGGGUAUAAGCAAUUAGGAUUUCAGGAGACUGCUUAUGGAGAAUUCUUGAGUCGAUUAAGGGAAAACCCUCGUCUUAUUGCCUCCUCUCUGGUUGCUGGAGAGAAACUUAAUCAGGAGAACACACAAAGUGUUAUUUACACAGUUUUUACCUCCCUCUAUGGCAACUGCAUAAUGCAAGAAGAUGAAAGCUACCUCCUUCAGGUUUUGAGAUACUUGAUUGAAUUUGAACUUAAAGAAAGUGACAACCCCAGGCGACUUUUGAGGAGAGGAACUUGUGCCUUCAGCAUCUUAUUUAAACUUUUCUCCGAAGGACUGUUUUCUGCCAAACUUUUCCUCACAGCUACUUUACAUGAGCCAAUCAUGCAACUGCUUGUGGAAGAUGAAGAUCAUCUGGAAACAGAUCCAAAUAAGCUAAUAGAGAGGUUCUCCCCAUCUCAACAGGAAAAACUCUUUGGAGAGAAAGGCUCGGAUCGAUUCAGGCAAAAGGUUCAAGAGAUGGUGGAUUCCAAUGAGGCCAAGCUGGUGGCAUUGGUGAACAAAUUUAUUGGUUAUCUCAAACAGAACACAUACUGCUUUCCGCAUAGUCUGAGGUGGAUUGUGUCACAGAUGUACAAAACGCUGUCCUGUGUAGAUAGGCUGGAAGUCGGGGAAGUCAGGGCAAUGUGUACUGAUCUCCUGCUGGCCUACUUCAUUUGUCCUGCCGUUGUCAAUCCAGAACAGUAUGGAAUAAUCUCUGAUGCUCCUAUUAAUGAGGUAGCAAGAUUCAAUCUGAUGCAGGUGGGCCGCCUUUUGCAGCAACUGGCGAUGACCGGCUCUGAAGAGGGAGAUCCCCGGACAAAGGGCAGCCUUGGAAAAUUUGACAAAAGCUGUGUUGCUGCUUUCCUUGAUGUUGUGAUUGGGGGCCGUGCAGUGGAGACCCCUCCAAUGUCCUCUGUUAAUCUUCUGGAAGGGUUGAGCAGAACUGUGGUUUAUAUAACCUACAGCCAGCUUAUUACUCUGGUGAAUUUUAUGAAGAGUGUGAUGUCUGGAGAUCAACUGAGAGAGGACAGAAUGGCUCUAGACAAUUUAUUGGCAAACCUACCCCAGGCAAAGCCCUGGAAAAGCAGCAGUUUGGAAAUGACUCCCUACAACACUCCUCAGCUGUCUCCAGCAACCACUCCAGCAAAUAAAAAGAACCGAUUGCCUAUAGCAACUCGGAGCAGAAGCCGUUCCAAUGUGCUAAUGGACCUACAUAUGGACCAUGAAGUGUCAUCUCAAGAAACCAUCCAGGAAGUACAGCCAGAGGAAGUGUUGGUCAUUUCGUUAGGGACAGGUCCCCAGCUGACUCCAGGGAUGAUGUCAGAAAAUGAGGUCCUAAACAUGCAACUUUCGGAUGGAGGACAAGGAGAUGUCCCUGUUGAUGAAAACAAACUCCACGGUAAACCUGAUAAAACCUUGCGCUUUUCCCUCUGCAGUGAUAAUCUGGAAGGAAUAUCUGAAGGUCCUUCAAAUCGCUCCAAUUCAGUGUCCUCUCUAGACCUGGAAGGAGAGUCUGUAUCAGAACUUGGAGCAGGACCUUCUGGGAGUAAUGGAGUUGAAGCUCUACAGCUUUUGGAGCAUGAGCAAGCCACAACACAAGAUAAUCUGGAUGAUAAGCUGAGGAAGUUUGAAAUUCGUGACAUGAUGGGACUGACGGAUGAUAGGGAUAUAUCAGAAACAGUGAGUGAGACCUGGAGCACAGAUGUCUUGGGAAGUGAUUUUGACCCUAACAUUGAUGAAGAUCGCUUGCAAGAAAUUGCAGGUGCAGCCGCAGAGAACAUGUUAGGCAGCUUACUGUGCCUGCCAGGGUCAGGGUCAGUGCUUCUUGACGCCUGCACUGGCUCUACCAUAUCAGAGACAACAAGCGAAGCUUGGAGUGUAGAGGUUUUGCCAAGUGACUCAGAGGCCCCAGAUCUAAAGCAGGAGGAGCGCCUGCAGGAACUGGAGAGCUGCUCUGGCCUGGGCAGCACAUCUGAUGAUACGGAUGUCAGGGAGGUCAGUUCCCGCCCCAGCACACCAGGCCUCAGUGUUGUGUCGGGUAUAAGUGCAACCUCUGAGGAUAUUCCCAAUAAGAUUGAAGACCUGAGAUCUGAGUGCAGCUCUGACUUUGGGGGUAAAGAUUCUGUCACUAGUCCAGACAUGGAUGAAGUAACUCAUGGUGCCCACCCGCUGACCUCCCCACCUUCCCAGUCAGAGUCUCUGCUCGCCAUGUUUGAUCCUCUGUCUUCACAUGAAGGGGCUUCUGCUGUGGUAAGGCCCAAGGUUCACUAUGCCAGGCCAUCGCACCCACCGCCAGACCCCCCGAUCCUGGAAGGAGCGGUGGGCGGAAAUGAGGCCAGGCUGCCAAACUUUGGUUCCCAUGUCUUAACGCCCGCUGAAAUGGAGGCAUUCAAGCAAAGACAUUCUUACCCUGAGAGAUUAGUUCGCAGCAGGAGCUCUGAUAUAGUAUCUUCUGUCCGGAGACCCAUGAGUGACCCCAGCUGGAAUCGGCGCCCAGGGAAUGAAGAACGAGAGCUCCCUCCAGCCGCAGCCAUUGGUGCUACUUCUUUGGUGGCUGCACCUCAUUCAUCGUCUUCAUCCCCGAGUAAGGACUCCUCAAGAGGAGAGACUGAAGAACGCAAAGAUAGCGAUGAUGAGAAAUCAGACAGGAACAGACCUUGGUGGAGAAAGCGUUUUGUUUCUGCCAUGCCUAAAGCUCCUAUACCAUUUAGAAAGAAAGAAAAACAAGAAAAAGACAAAGAUGAUCUGGGGCCUGACAGAUUCUCAACACUCACAGAUGAUCCCAGCCCUCGACUCAGUGCUCAGGCCCAGGUCGCUGAGGACAUUCUGGACAAGUAUAGGAAUGCCAUCAAACGGACCAGCCCCAGUGAAGGAGCAAUGGCAAACUACGAAAGUGCAGAGGUUAUGGGUGAUGGUGAAAGUGCACACGAUUCUCCUCGAGAUGAGACGCUGCAGAACAUCUCAGCCGAUGAUCUGCCGGACUCCGCGAGCCAAGCGGCCCACCCUCAGGACUCGGCUUUCUCUUACCGAGAUGCAAAAAAGAAACUGAGGCUUGCUCUUUGCUCUGCGGAUUCUGUUGCUUUCCCAGUGCUAACCCAUUCAACAAGGAAUGGUUUACCAGACCACACAGACCCAGAAGACAAUGAAAUUGUAUGCUUCUUAAAAGUUCAAAUAGCCGAAGCAAUUAAUUUACAAGAUAAAAACUUAAUGGCUCAACUGCAAGAAACAAUGCGUUGUGUGUGCCGCUUUGAUAACAGGACGUGCAGGAAGCUGCUGGCCUCUAUCGCGGAGGAUUACAGGAAAAGGGCCCCCUAUAUUGCUUAUCUCACUCGCUGUCGACAAGGACUGCAGACCACACAGGCUCACCUGGAAAGGCUUCUGCAAAGGGUUCUGCGGGACAAGGAGGUGGCCAAUCGGUACUUCACCACCGUCUGUGUGAGGCUGCUACUUGAGAGCAAAGAAAAGAAGAUCAGGGAGUUCAUUCAAGACUUUCAGAAACUCACAGCGGCUGAUGAUAAAACUGCUCAGGUAGAAGAUUUCCUAAAGUACCUUUAUGGCGUGAUGGCCCAGGACGUCAUAUGGCAAAAUGCGAGUGAGGAGCAGCUGCAGGACGCUCAGCUGGCCAUUGAGCGGAGCGUGAUGAAUCGGAUUUUCAAGCUUGCUUUCUACCCUAAUCAGGAUGGCGACAUACUUCGCGACCAGGUUCUUCAUGAACAUAUUCAGAGACUGUCUAAGGUCGUGACCGCAAACCACAGAGCCCUCCAGAUACCGGAGGUCUACCUUCGGGAGGCACCAUGGCCUUCGGCACAGUCAGAAAUCAGGACAAUAAGUGCUUACAAGACACCCCGGGACAAAGUGCAGUGCAUCCUGCGCAUGUGCUCCACCAUCAUGAACCUCCUGAGCCUGGCCAAUGAGGACUCCGUCCCGGGAGCCGAUGACUUCGUCCCUGUUCUGGUGUUCGUGUUGAUAAAGGCAAACCCACCCUGUUUGCUGUCCACUGUUCAGUACAUCAGUAGCUUCUAUGCCAGCUGUCUGACUGGAGAGGAGUCGUAUUGGUGGAUGCAGUUCACUGCAGCAGUGGAAUUCAUUAAAACCAUCGAUGACCGAAAGUGACCCAAGACCCAGGCCCACCGAGGCAGCAGACUGUUAGGCGGGCAAACAGGUCUCUAAGAAAAUGUACCAGCUGCUUUGAAGGCUGAAGAGUGUUUUUGUAUAAUAUUGUACAGCAUUCAGACAUUUUAAAACAGAUCUUUACUAAACAGAUUGAUGAGCUAACAAGCAGGUUCUCUUUUCUUUGGGCUCUUUUCCUUUCUGAAUUGCAUAUUUUAUUUUCUUGAUCCCAAGUAGAGAAUAGUAUUACAAAAAGGGACCACAUUUUUCAGGUAUUUGAAAUACUAAAAAACUAAGCAAAAUCUCCUAGAAAAUUUCUAGAUCUCCAGUCAUGGAUAUCCAUUCUUUCCUUUCAUUUAACAAAGAAGAACAAUAUGUCUUUUAAGAUGCUGUCUAACCCUGUAGACAUCCAGUGGGAGGGAGAUACGAGCUGCACUGACCGCUGUAAUGGUGGUGGCAUUAGUGGCAUUGCCUAUAAAUACACUCGCCUAAAUUGAAAAGCUAAGAAGGAAAUGUAAAUACAAUAUAUAUUUAUAUUUGAUGUAAUAUGGACACCUUCAGAGUCUAAUAAACAAGGGAUAUUGCUGGUAGUAGAUUGUGAUGUACCCUCUUGUGAAAUGGUUUCCUUGACAAAAAUUUAAGCUGAGCUUAAAAUCAGAAAACAAAAAAGUACACAAAUAUUUAUUAAAGUGUAAUAUAGUUUAUUGAACUUUGUAGGUGUGGAGUUUGAUGCCCAGGGCUGCCUUUAAUGACAGGUAUAAAAAUCAUGAGUGAGUCGCCUAGACACUCCUCACUGUGGACAUCGCCGAGCCUGCAGUGGGAGAGAGGUCUUUAGUCCCCGUGUAUCACAUGCAAAGGAGCCGUAGAGAUCUAAUACUUUUUUGUGGUACUUACCUGAAAUACUAAAUAAUAGCGUAGAAACCACCAACAGAACUCCUUACAACCCUGUAAUUGUAAUAUAUUUUUGAUGAUGAUUCACAUUGAAUGCACAGACCAGGAAUUCAGUGAAUGUCAUUUUUUUAAAAAAACUAAUUUGUAUUGUCUGCUCUAGUGAUACAAGUUUUAUUAGUGAUAAACUAUUUUAAUCAACCAUACUAUUCUUAUGGAAAAAAAUCUAUUUUGGCAGGUUUCUGUGCCUUUAUUUCCCUAUUCUGAAGGAAAGUAUGUAUUUCAAUGUUUUGUUUUGAUUAUAUGUUGAUAGUUAACAGGACUCGGCUUCGGUGUCUGAGAAGCUGGCCACGGAGGCACACUGAAGCUCCAGGCACAAGCCUUGUGCCCGCCCGUCACUGACGGGCUUCACUGUGUCUGUUUCCUGGUCACGUUGAGCGGCUUUUUACAACAAACGUGGCCCCAUGCUUUGAGUCCCUUGUUGCUGACAGCACUUCAGGCCCUCUGAAGGGAACUGGGACAGACACCUGGAGCAGGUGAGGACAGAGGUUGUCUUUCCCUCCCUCCAAGGGCUCCGGGUCUCGUGCCUGAGGAAGCUGGGGUUUCUCUACGCCCCCACCUCUUUUCCUUUUUUUUUUGAAACAGCAAAAUAAGAAGUUGCAUAGGAGUGUGGGAUGUGGUUUCUGCCUUUUAGGGAGAGAUCAAAAUUAAACUAGUACUACAAAAAUGUCCUUUUGAAUGUUAGGUCAAGAAAUCUGUGUACAGAGUCAUGUGCUUUGUGGGGCGGUGACUGUCAAACUUGCCAGGUGUUAGAAGUCAAAUCCCAACAUAAAUAUUUUACAAGACAACUGUCUAACAUGCUAAGAUCUAAAAGGGAGUCCAUUUUCUUCAGCAUUUGAUUCAAUAAACGUUAAGUCAACAGAA
Messenger RNA from Pteronotus mesoamericanus, 6596 nucleotides. RefSeq names its product GTPase activating protein and VPS9 domains 1 (gene GAPVD1). Gene Ontology annotation, cellular component: endocytic vesicle; cytosol. Gene Ontology annotation, molecular function: small GTPase binding; guanyl-nucleotide exchange factor activity. The transcript is spliced from 28 exons. Bases 405 to 4787 code for a protein of 1460 amino acids. Gene Ontology annotation, biological process: vesicle-mediated transport; regulation of GTPase activity. The record is from RefSeq and is a predicted model, not a curated record. Lineage: Eukaryota; Metazoa; Chordata; Mammalia; Chiroptera; Mormoopidae.